This is a messenger RNA of Cottoperca gobio, 2272 nucleotides long. RefSeq names its product RAD21 cohesin complex component b (gene rad21b). Gene Ontology annotation, cellular component: cohesin complex. The transcript is spliced from 14 exons. The record is from RefSeq and is a predicted model, not a curated record. Gene Ontology annotation, biological process: sister chromatid cohesion; replication-born double-strand break repair via sister chromatid exchange. Bases 149 to 2065 code for a protein of 638 amino acids. NCBI's taxonomy places the organism in Eukaryota, Metazoa, Chordata, Actinopteri, Perciformes, Bovichtidae. Gene Ontology annotation, molecular function: protein binding; chromatin binding.
CCAGGGGGGCGCGCCAUCUUGUUGUCGGAGGAGGGGUGGAAAAACCAGCUGCACCCGGGUGCAUCUCCACCACCACGGCCGGCAUAACAAGAAAAGCACAAUACGGCUAACCGGCCCCUUUCCCUUGUGGUGAGAAGGCGCUGAGACGAUGUUUUAUGCCCACUUUGUCCUUAGCAAACGUGGGCCGCUGGCCAAAAUCUGGCUGGCGGCCCACUGGGACAAGAAGCUGACCAAGGCUCAUGUGUUUGAGUGCAAUCUGGAGAGCAGCGUAGAGAGCAUCAUCUCACCCAAGGUGAAAAUGGCUUUACGAACAUCAGGGCAUCUGCUGCUGGGGGUGGUGAGGAUCUACCACAGGAAGGCCAAGUACCUGCUGGCAGAUUGUAACGAGGCGUUUAUCAAGAUCAAGAUGGCGUUUAGACCAGGUGUGGUGGAUCUUCCUGAGGAGAACAGAGAAGCAGCUUACAACGCUAUCACGCUGCCUGAGGAGUUCCAUGAUUUUGACCAGCCUCUCCCAGACCUAGAUGAUAUUGACGUUGCUCAGCAGUUCAACUUGAACCAGAGCAGAGUGGAGGAGAUCACCAUGAGAGAGGAGGUGGGAAACCUCAACCUGCUGCAGGACAAUGACUUCGCUGACUUUGGAAUGGACGACCGGGAGAUGAUGCGGGAGGAGAGCGCAUUCGAGGUGGACAUCAUGGGAGUGUCAGCUUCCAACCUGCUGCUGGAGGCCGAGGGUGGAGCUAACGCGAUGGCCGACAAGUCCAACCAUCUGGAGUACGAUGGCCAGUACAAAGAUGACUUUGGAGACAAUCCCAUGGAGAGCAAUGAGGGAGGCAUGCUGGUGGACAAGCUGCUGAGUAACAACGAAGGAGACGGCAUCUUUGACGACCCUCCCGCCAUCGCAGAGAGUGUGAUGAUGCCUCCGGACCAAGGAUGCGAUGACGACGACUUUGAUGCUCUCUCUGCGGGAGGCCCAGAUAGUCCAGACUCAGGCCCAACAGAGCCCCUACCAGCCAUGGCGGACCAGACAGAACAGACCAUCCUGGUUCACAACGAGGAAGAAACCUUCGCCCUGGAGCCGAUUGACAUCACAGUGAAGGAGACCAAGGCGAAGCGUAAGAGGAAGCUGAUUGUGGACAGCGUGAAGGAGUUGGACAGUAAAACCAUCCGCGCACAGCUCUCUGAUUACUCUGACAUAGUCACCACCCUGGACCUGGCACCCCCCACCAAGAAGCUGAUGAUGUGGAAGGAGACGGGAGGAGUCGAGAAGCUUUUCUCUCUCCCUGCUCAGCCUCUCUGGAAUGCUAGGCUGCUUAAGAUGUUUACAAGGUGUCUUACACCACUGGUGCCAGACGAGCUGAGGAAGAGGAGGAAAGGUGGAGAGGCCGACAGUUUGGAUGAGUUCCUCAAGGAUCUGGAGAACCCGGAGGUGCCCAAAGAGGAAACGACAGCACACCAACAGAGAGACAUCAUGGACCAGACCAUCUUGGAGGAGGCCAGUGUUCUGCAGACUUCAGCUGUGGAAGGCAGCAGGACGACGCUGGACGAGUCGAUCAUGCCCCCUCCAUCCUCCCAACGUGGCCUCAAACGCAAAGCCCAGGACACAGAACCAGCCCUGCCUAUGGGAGCUUUGGACCAGCAGCAACAGCCGGAGGAGUCCCAGCAGCUGGAGGCCUCCAAUGUGGAUCUGCCCCCAGAGGAAACCAUGAACAUCAGCCAGAUGAUAGAGUUGGACCUGCUUGGCGACAAGGAAAGGAAGAAGAGCGAUAACGACUCUGAUGAAGAGGAGGAGGAGGAGGAGGCGCAGGGAGGAGAUCAGGACCAGGAGGAGAGGAGGUGGAACAAAAGAACCCAGCAGAUGCUCCAUGGCCUCCAGAGGGUGAUGGCCAAAACAGGCGCCCAGUCGGUCGGUCUGCUGGAUCUGUGCAGGAACAACAACAAGAAGCAGGCGGCUGCUAAGUUCUACAGCUUCCUGGUUCUGAAGAAGCAGCUGGCGGUGGAGCUCGUGCAGGAGGAGCCUUACAGCGACAUCGUAGCUACGCCCGGACCUCGCUUCCACAUCAUCUAGAAAACACAACUUUUGUCUGAAAAGGACAAAGAAAACUCCACAGUGUACACCCAACACUGCGUGUCUGUUAAGUUUUAUUAAUUCAUUUGAGUUUGUUUUGUGUACAAUGUGGAGUUUUAUCUUCUGUCUGCAAUAUUUAAAAUGGUGGGAGGAAAAUGUCUCAAUUACAUGGUUGGAUUAUAAAAAGGAUUCUUCCUUGACAACUUC